Molecule: messenger RNA, 399 nt
Organism: Aspergillus udagawae
Lineage: Eukaryota; Fungi; Ascomycota; Eurotiomycetes; Eurotiales; Aspergillaceae
Product: TVP15 family protein
Exons: 4
Coding region: 1-399 (132 amino acids)
Biological process (GO): vesicle-mediated transport
Cellular component (GO): Golgi membrane
Source: RefSeq, a predicted model, not a curated record
AUGGACUUCUCUAACAUCUUCCGGAUUGUCAACAUCGCCAUUGGCGUGAUUAUGAUCCUUGGUGGUAUUGCUCAAUUCUUCCCUGCAUCGCUAGGUUCCGUAAUUGUUGGUGCCUACGUGAUCAUCUUCGGUCUCGUCGUCGGCGGCCUGGAAUUGAUGCCCACUGUUCCAGAUUAUGUCUAUCGCUAUGCGUCUUUCCUCUUCUCGUUCCUGGGACGGGGUGUCUUCUACGUCUUCGUUGGAUCGAUCCUGCUGCACGGCCACGUGCUGCGGUACAUUGCCGGUUCUAUCGUUGGGUUCGUCGGUCUGGGAUAUAUUGUCCUGGACUUCAUUCCUUCCAUCGAACCUCCAUCCAACAUGCGUGAGGCCGACCAGGGCUGGGGUGCGGAACAGGUCUAA